GGAUUGCAACCACUGAUUCCUUCAUCGUUAAUCAUUGUCCUUGGACGUCCGUCCCAUUUGAUCGUCCUUUCUUCUAAGUACACCGGCUCCCUCCGGAGCCCUUCUCCAACGUAAUCGUCCCGCCGUCCCCCCGUCGAUUCCGUGGAAGCUGAUUCCGCGCCGUCCUCCGCAGCUGUGCUUUCUGCUCCGUCGUCCCGCGACCCCAACGCCUAACUCUGGCAGCGCUCAUCCUCCGGCAGCUCGUCGUCCUCAGGCAGCUCGUCGCUUCUCCAAGAAAAGAGCCAGGUUAACACCAUUUAGAUAUGACAUCAAUGGAUAUGAGUAUACCGUUUCAUGUCUUGGAGCAAACUACAGAGAAAUUCUCCGACAAGCAGAUGAUUGGAAGUGGAGGCUACGGAAAAGUUUACAAGGGAGUUUACAAUGGAGAACACAUUGCUGUCAAAUUGUUUUAUGGUGUGCAAGCACUUGACAAGACAUUUGAGAAUGAAUGCUUUAACAUUCUGAGGAUCCAACAUCCAAAUAUUAUACGGUUAGUUGGCUACUGUUAUGAAACACAACGUAAACAUGUUAUGUACAAUGGUGAACUGCGGUUUUCUGAUCACAUAUAUAGAAUUCUCUGCUUUGAGUUAAUGCAGGGAGGAAGCCUAGACAAGUACCUCAAUGAAUCUCGUGACUAUGACUGGCCAACAUGUUACGAUAUAAUAAAGGGGACCUGUGAAGGUUUAAAUUUCCUUCACACGGGAUGUGGAUCACAAAUUCUUCACCUGGAUCUAAAACCAGGAAACAUAUUACUAGAUAAGGACAUGCGAGCAAAAGUUGCAGAUUUCGGGUUGUCAAGGUUCUUGAGUAAACAACAUACCCACAUCACAAAUACAAUUGCAGGAACAGACGGUUAUAUGCCACCAGAGUUCUGGUCCAAAAGACAGAUUUCACCGAAGAAUGAUGUUUAUAGUUUAGGAAUUAUAAUCAUAGAAAUUUUGGUUGGACGUAGAGGCUACUUGGAAUUUCAUGAAAUGGAUGAUGUCACACCAUUUAAUAAGCUGGUAAUUGAGAAAUGGCAGAAAUGGAUAUGUGCAAUGACAUCACCAUGCCCAUCAGCAGAAAUAGAUCAAGUGGAGACUUGCAUCAAAAUAGCAAUAAAAUGUGUGGAUCGUGAACGAGAGAAUAGACCCACUGUAGCAGAAAUUUUGAAUACCCUGCGGGAGACAGAAAAAAGGUUUCAUCUCUUGGGCCAGAGCUUGCCCACUCCCACUAAGAUUGGACCAAGGGGUGGAAUGGGAGGUUCUAUUUGUGAUAUCGAAGAAAAUCCUUGGCGCCUGACAAGUCUCACGAUUUUCUGUAGAGGGAUAAUUGAUUCGAUCUCAUUUUCUUACAUCGACCAAUAUGGGAGGAAGCAACAUGUAGGUCCCUGGGGCGUAGACUACAUUAGCCAGAAUACUGAAACGAUCUGCUUUGGCUCUUCGGAGUUUGUCGAGGAAGUAUCUGGAGCAUACGGGAAUUAUAGGGGAAUCCUUCGUGUGAUAUCCCUUACGUUUGUCACCAAUGUCAGAACCUACGGACCUUUCGGAAAUCCUUAUCAUGAACAUAUGGCAGGACUAACUCAUUUCAGGUUCAUGGCUGAUGAGGGCAGCCGCAUCGUUGGUUUCCAUGGUAGAUCCGGCAGCUAUAUCGACGCCAUUGGUGUUUACAUGUAUCCCAACGAUAGGACGACAGUCGGGCUUAUUUCUGUGCCGCUGAUUCUCGAUGGCCAGGGCUUGCCCACCCCCACUAAGAGUGGAUCCUGGGGUGGAAGCGGAGGUAGUGCUCGAGACAUUAAUCAAAAGUCCUGGCGUCUGACAAGUCUCACGGUUAGCUACAAAGGGUUAAUCGAUGCAUUCUCCUUUUCUUACAUCGACCAAGCUGGGAAGAAGCAAAGUGUUGGUCCUUGGGGCGAAGGAUACUACAAUGACACGACUAAGACGAUCAGCUUUGGCCCAGCGGAGUUUGUCAAGGAAGUAUGUGGAGCAUACGGGAAUCACAAUGGAAUCGUUAUCGUGAAGUUCCUUACGUUUGUCACCAACGAAGGAACGUACGGACCUUUCGGAACUCCUGAUCAUCCAGGUCCAGACGUGUCGGCAACUCAUUUCAGGUUCGUGGCUGACGAGGGCAGCACCAUCGUGGGGUUCUAUGGUAGAUCUGGCAGAUAUAUUGAUGCCAUCGGUGUUUACACAGUGCGAGUUAGAUAAUUUUGAUGCAUGAAACGCCGGUGUGACGACAAUCUAUUGGUUUCAUCUAGCUGUGUUUUCCCCUCAGGCUUGAAACUCAUCUACACUAGAAUGGCAGUAUUUGUAAUUCACUUGUGCUGUCAUAGGCCAGAAAAAUAUAACGAUUAACAUGAUAUAUUUAUUAUACUUUUAUCUAUAGCCAUGGAUUCGCAGUUUGUUGGUCUA
This is a messenger RNA of Triticum aestivum (bread wheat), 2429 nucleotides long. RefSeq names its product putative proline-rich receptor-like protein kinase PERK6. Gene Ontology annotation, biological process: protein phosphorylation. The coding region runs from base 303 to 2225 and encodes 640 amino acids. Gene Ontology annotation, molecular function: protein kinase activity; carbohydrate binding; ATP binding. Lineage: Eukaryota; Viridiplantae; Streptophyta; Magnoliopsida; Poales; Poaceae. The transcript has 11 exons. The record is from RefSeq and is a predicted model, not a curated record.